UGCUCAAAGUAAACGUGAUUACCUAGUCACUAUCCAUAAAAAUUAUUUGUGAGAUGGUGCAAGGGUCCGUGAACGUUGAAAAUUGAAACCUUCGAUCUACGCUGCUAACCUUUUUGACCCUUUUGUCCCCCCCUGGAAUCUCUCUUUGAUUAGAUGCACAUAUGCUCAUCACUCUCUGAGUGACUUCUUUCCAUCGCCCACUCCGACUUUACUCCAUUAUUGACUCACUACAUGAAAGAUUCUCCAUCAAACCUACAAUCAGAGAAUACAUUAUUGCUAAUAUGUUAGGCCCACUUCCCAUUUCUCUGUAAAGUUCAUUUAUGGAACCGUAAUUUCUAUGUUGUUUCUCGAAUCGGCCUCUCGAAUUUCUCCAACUUCAGCAUAGAUCCAUAUUUGCUUUCAGAUUUGAGUGUAACCACACACUUCCCUCAUUUGAUUGAAAUUAACGAUAAGGGUACUUCGAUUUCUCCUCGAAUCUAAGACGGAAAAAGGAAUUGGUGUUUUUUGUGGUGAAGACUCGCUUAUCUGAGGUGGGUAUCCAUUUAAAAUGUGUAUAUGAGCUAAUAUAAUUUUGGGAAAACAUUAGGCUGUAGCUUUGAAUCCUUUGAUGCUAGUUGUAGUAAUAGUAAAUGUAGUUUCAACGAUUUCUGGAUCAUUUUUAUUGAUUUCAGAGGCAUGACUACAAUUAGAAGAACAUUGUCUCCGGUUCCUAGACCGGGGACUUUGCUAGGUGGAGAAGCAUGUUCUGUUUCUUCUCCAUUGUCCAAGUGUUCAUCCUGUGAUCAGGAUUCGGUCCCCAGUUCAUCUUUCACAUCAACAGAAUAUGCUUUUUUAUAUCAUUUUCAAUCUUUUGUGCUAAAUCUAUUCCCGAAAAGAACUUGUAGGGCAUUAGAAAAGCAAAAACCAAAAGGGAAUGUUUGGAGGAGGUCGCUUUUCCAUUUCUUUAUAUGUUUCCUCGUUGGAGUUUUCGUGGGGUUUACCCCAAUUGUUUCCAUAAAAACAUCCUCCAUUCUCACUUCAAGAAACCAAGAUUUUUCCUUCGAGGAAAUUGAAAAAGUUCAAUCACACGAUGUCAAUCAUGUGGAAGCUUCAGUGGCGAAUAAUAUCACCAACGAUAUUGUUGUUCUUCAAAAGAUCGAGGGGCUUGAAAGAAAUUUGGGUAAACUUUUGAUAAUUGUAACCCCAACAUAUCCUAGGAUGUUUCAGGCAUAUUACCUUAAUCGAUUGGCACAUACAUUAAGGUUGGUGGAGCCGCCAUUGUUGUGGGUGGUUGUGGAAAUGAGCAGCCAAUCGGGGGAAACUUCUGAGUUAUUGAGGAGAAGUGGUGUUAUGUAUAGGCAUCUUGUAUGCAAAAAGAACACAACAGAGAUAAAAGAUUUGAGAAAUGUGGGUUUAUUACAUAUUGAAACACAUAAGCUUGAUGGAAUCGUGUACUUUGCAGAUGAUACUAAUAUCUACUCAAGUGAACUUUUCCACCAUAUGAGACAAAUCAGGCGAUUUGGUACUUGGGUUGUGGCUGAACUAAAGACAAGCACAAGGGUAGGGACAUUUGUGGGGCCCAUUUGUAAUGGGACACAAGUUAUUGGAUGGCAUACAAGUAAUGUUAUGAGAAGAUUCCAUAGAUUUCAUGCUGAUUUAUCAGGAUUUGCUUUUAAUAGCACUAUACUUUGGGACCCAAAGAGAUGGCAACGUCUUACUCUUGAACCGAUUAGGUUUCUUGAUACUUUCCAAGUGAGCACUUUGAUUGAACAAAUUGUGGAGGAUGAGACACAAAUGGAAGGAAUAGCAGAGGAUUGCUCAAAGGUAUUCGUUUGGCAUCUUCCUAUGGAAUCAUCAUCAUCAUCAUCAUCAUCAUCUUCCCAUCCUCAAAAAUGGUUAUUUAAUGCUAAUCUUGAUGCUGUACUUCCACUUUGAUGCCACAAUCCAACUAUCCAACUUCUUCUGUAAGAGAAGAUUGCUUGUGAACUCUUGUUUACUAUAAUCAUAGACAUCAUUAGGGUUUGUAUCUUGGAAGCAAUAUUUGCAUAUGUAGUUGUAUGAUUUCAUUUUGUGUUUUCUUUUUUUGUUUUUUUUGGUUUGUAAGAUGAGGCGACAAUUGUUGUAUAGUUGCUAACUACCUCUCGAUUCCUCUUUGGCUGCAUUUUUCACAAAGAAGCGAAAAGUUGCUAGGAAUUUGGGUAGAAUGAGUUGUGUUUGGAAUGAUAGCAUAUGUAUAUGCACUUCCUCGAAACAUUUGUUGUUUGUUACAUUACAUAGGACAUGACAAACAAGUUGUUCAA
This is a messenger RNA of Lactuca sativa (garden lettuce), 2279 nucleotides long. RefSeq names its product putative beta-1,4-xylosyltransferase IRX9H. Gene Ontology annotation, molecular function: xylosyltransferase activity; galactosylgalactosylxylosylprotein 3-beta-glucuronosyltransferase activity. The record is from RefSeq and is a predicted model, not a curated record. Gene Ontology annotation, cellular component: Golgi membrane. Lineage: Eukaryota; Viridiplantae; Streptophyta; Magnoliopsida; Asterales; Asteraceae. Gene Ontology annotation, biological process: glucuronoxylan biosynthetic process; plant-type secondary cell wall biogenesis.